CCUUUAAAACCUUUUGUAAUGUAAUGUCACAAAAUGUUUUUAACAAAUAUUGAAAGGUCACAGAUAUGAACAUUUCCUUAUCAGGAGAAUGCUUAUAUCAUAUUUGUGGACGUUGUGUUAACAAGGGAUGUUUGUUUGAAUGUAGAGUGAUUAGAACUACAAUUACAUUCAGAUGUUGAUGUUACAGAUGUGUUGUGUUCUGAGUGACCCUUAGGGUUUUUAUUGUUUUCUAAUGUUAUAAUUACAUGCAGCUUGCAUUGUAUAAAAAAUGUUAGCAGAAUAAGUUACAGAAAGAAUUAUCUGAGGUGUAUACAUGUGACUAGUGAGUGAUUCACUGUUUUAUAAAAAACAUGCUUCAAUUAGAUGCUGUGACCUUUUAGAGAGGACAAGAUCUGAAAGAAGCACCGAUUCUGUACAUCAGUUUUGUAUUGGUAAAAACAACUGUCUUUAAUAUCAAGCUUAAAGUGUCUUCAUACUGUAUGUUUUCAGCAGGCAUCCAGGCACAUAAAAGUGUCUAGUUUCAUUAUGAAAAAUACUCAAAAUGGCAUGAACUUUGCAAUUGUGGGAUGAUUCACGUCAUUCUUGCAUGAUUUGAGAACAUCUUAGGUCAAUAAAAGCCUUUCAAAGUCAUUAACUAUUUUGCAAAUUUAGCCCCGGUUUCACAGACAAGGCUUAAGACUAGUCCCAGACUAAAAUGAAUUUUGAGCUGUCUUAACUGAAAAUAACUUGCCCUGACAUAUCUUGCAAUAUGUCAGUACCAUUGUUUUGUCUCAAGAUGCACAUCAGUAAUGCUUUUUUCUAAGGCAUUUUAAUAAAAGCGACUCAAAUAGCCUAAAUUAACUAAGGCAUAGUCCUGGCUUAGGCUAAGCCUUGUCUAUGAAACUGGGCCUAAGUUUUUUUAUAGUAACCAUAAAAACGCAGAAGUGUAUUUAUUCAUAAACUAUAAACUAAAGGUUUUAACUAGGUUUUGAACACAAUAGCUUCAGAUUUCAGUUGUACAUUGGCAUGUUUGUACAGGGUCAUUUUAAUACGCAUUUGAAUAUGGAAAAUGUGCAUCACUCACACAUUUUUUAGGCUAGACCACAAGAAUGAACUGCUCAGUUUGCUGCAGAGCAAAAUAACACUUCCUUUACAUUACUGUGUUGUAGACUGUGCGAGUUUGAGUGAGUGCCUCUUAUAUUUUAGUCCUAGGUGGUCUCAGACAAAUUAUUGAAGUUGGAAAAUGCAAUUUGUUGUCGUGCCUGAUGUUUUUGUUAACAAAACCUAAUAAAAAAAAACACAUUUUAAAAGAAACAGAAAUAUUAGAAGAAUAUUGUCAUUAACUCCACAACAAAGUAGAAGUCUAGAAUAUAAGACUAUGAGUCACAAAUGUAGUUACAAUUCAUAUGAACUCUGACUGGCAGUAGUUACUGUAUGUAACUGUUUAUGUAAUAGAAAGGACUCUAUAGGGCCGGAUCCCAACAAAGACAGUUCAUUAAAGCCACAAUGAAACCAAACCAAGAACCCACCCAGAAGACACAUACAUUAAAAUAGCAAUACCAGACAAAAAAACAGGGCAGACACAAGGGUUUAAAUUCACAAGACUAUCAAGGGCUAACUAGACACACCUGGGUGAAACUAUUAACAAGAAACUAAUAAACAAAGGCUGCGCCCGAAAGCUUCAAAAUAUACUUCGGAGGCAGCAUUCCAAGGCAGGAAGGCAUCAAGGCAUGUCUGAGUCCAAUAUUUGCUUUACUUCAGGGGUCCCCAGGUUUGGUCCCGGGAAUAAGCCCUCCAGGAAUAAGUUUGGGGACCCUUGCUUUAUGAGAAACUUCCAUCUGGUUGAUUUUUAAAGACAGUGCAGAUGUAUCCUUCACUGCCUUCGAUGUCCCACAGUGCUGUGUGUACAGUACAUGCACGAGGAAGGGGAUUGGUCGAGCAGGAUUGAGCUCGAAAUAAUAAAUAAAAUUAAAUGGAGGAAGAGAAACCGGUUGGAGCACAAUUUUGGAUAAAUGUAAGUUUAAUUUUCACUUUCAACAAUUUUUGUUUGCAUUUCUAAUGAGAAAUUUGUAUUGUAGUUUCCAAUUAUAUUGUUGGUUGUUAAAAAGACGCUCCCUAUUUAAAAUUCAAGUAAAAUUUUGUGCGCUAACGCUGUCUCCGAAAUUAUUGCCUGAUUAGGCAGCCAGGCAACCAGUCAGCUGCCUAAGCUUUCGGACACGUUCGGCUUUCAGAACUACAACAGGAAACAGGAAAUGAACAAUAUAAACUAUUGUAAUAUCUAAAAAGUCCUCACAAGAUGGGGGAACAUACCUGUUGACUGGAAUGGGGAUCCUCAUUAUAACUACAUGUUGGAUCAAAACACGCCACCACCUUCAUAUCCGGGUAUUCAGGCUGCACAAGACCAACCGUACUAUAUAUCUCAACAAAUACCCCACACACCUGCACCUAAUCUAGUUCAAACAGUCCUAUCACAGAGUAGAAACUUUUCCUCAUCUAGAAGCAAAAAGGGUUUCUAUGGAAGGAGUGGUGGCUCUGCCAUCAUAGUGACACUGCUUGUACUUGCCGUUGGAUUUGGAGAUAUAGGCAUGUUUACAAAUUUACAUUUUCCUGCAGUGCGUUAUGGACCGUCACUUUUGAAUUUCGCAAAAAAAGAGCAAAUAACAGACACAUGCCCCGCAUCAAAAGUCAACUGUGAUGGAAAGAAAGACUGUUCUCAAGGCAGUGAUGAAUCUGUCUGUGUGCAGUUAGGAAACGCAAAUGAAUUGCAGGUCAAGACCUCUAAAACUGGAAGUUUCCUUCCUGUUUGUGCAGUGGGCUGGAGUAAGAGCAUAGGUGACCAAACCUGCAAACAGCUUGGCUUUAAAGAGAGUUUUGAAAAUGGUGUUGUGCCAACCAGCUUGUCCCUUGUUCAAAGUGUGAACAAUGGCCAGUUUACAAACACUAUCCAGGGGAGCGUUGUGAGCAGUCAGCAGUGUCCUGAUCAGAAGGUUGUGUCUCUGCGGUGUAGCGACUGUGGAAAACCACCAACUGACACAAAGAUCAUUGGGGGAGCUAUGGCUGCUAAAGGUCAAUGGCCAUGGCAGGCCAGUCUUCAUUUCAGGCGCUCUCACAUAUGCGGGGGAACUUUGGUGGCCCCGGAUUUCAUUCUUACAGCUGCUCAUUGCUUCCCCCAAGACAUACCUGGCAUCCUGGAGCUUAGUAACUGGCGAGUGUUUGUUGGUUUGGUGUCCCAGCUCAACCUUCCCAACCCAUAUUACCUAAAGCAAAUUAUUCUACAUGAAAACUACAACACUCGGACGAAAGACAAUGACAUUGCCUUGCUAAAACUGGAGACAUCAAUCAGUAAUAUACAUCCAAUCUGCCUGCCUGUGACUGGCCAAACCUUUCCUACUGGCAUGCAGUGUUGGACAACUGGUUUUGGACUUACUCUAGAAGGCGAUAGCAGCAGUUCCCCUACUUUGAUGGAAGUUGCAGUGAACUUGAUUGACAAAUCUACGUGCAACGCAGCUGCUGCUUACGGUGGAGCUAUCACUGGGAAUAUGCAGUGUGCGGGAGUUCUAGCGGGAGGAAAAGACUCCUGCCAGGGGGACAGUGGGGGUCCACUUGUGUGUAAGGCUGAUGAUCGUCGCUGGUAUCUCACAGGUGUAACAAGCUGGGGAAUUGGCUGUGGAAGGAAAAACCUUCCAGGUGUUUAUACUGACGUAGAGCGCUUUUUACCCUGGAUACACAGCAAGAUGCAGAUAGCGCGACCAUGACCUUCAUGAUCAAGAAGAGCAAAUGACUUUCGACCUUGUGCACACAUUAAAAAAAACUUUUACUAUUAUUUAUACAAAAUAGUUCAUCUUAAAAUGAAAAUUCGCUCAUCACUCUCAUGCCAUGCCAAAACUUUAGGACAGAGUUUAGAACGAGAGUAGGUGAUGAAAGAAUUUGAAUGUUUAUGUUGUAUCUUGUUUUCCAUUAUUUAAAGUUUCUUUUGUGAUCUGUUUUAACACUUCAUAAUUUUGUAAAUAAAGAAAUCAUUCUGAAGAUGUUCUUAUAAAAAUAAAAAAUUGGACACAAAAAAUGUGUUGAUUAUUAUGUU
Triplophysa rosa is the source of this 4060-nucleotide messenger RNA. It is a transcript of the gene tmprss13b, whose product is annotated as transmembrane serine protease 13b. Gene Ontology annotation, molecular function: serine-type endopeptidase activity; protein binding. The record is from RefSeq and is a predicted model, not a curated record. Gene Ontology annotation, cellular component: membrane. Bases 2325 to 3734 code for a protein of 469 amino acids. NCBI's taxonomy places the organism in Eukaryota, Metazoa, Chordata, Actinopteri, Cypriniformes, Nemacheilidae. Gene Ontology annotation, biological process: proteolysis. The transcript has 13 exons.